UCAAUUCUUCUCAGAUAAGCCUAAUAUACCUAACAAGAAAUUAGUGAUUGAUACAUGCAAUUAGUUUUUCUCAGAAGGAAAAUCAAACUGGUUGAAUUUUGAUCGAUCUUGGAAAAUUGGGUUGAAAUGGAUAAUACAACCGCAUCAGCUGAUGAACUGCUAAAGAAGUUCCAAGAACUGGAGGCAGAUCAUGCCCAAUUGAAGCAGGAGAUGUCUAAACUCAUGAUUACUUACGAUCACAGGUCACAACAGCCGCCUCGUUGUAGGGCUGGUGGUGGUUUUGAUGGUGGUGCUGCCGCUGUUUGGAAAAGCGGGUCAACUUAUUUGUCACCAUUGAAUAGUGAAGGCGAGGGUGACAACAGUAAUGGUGAUGGCCAUGCUGCAGUGAAGUUUACUGAUAGACACUAUUUGAAUAUAUUACAGUCAAUGGGACAAGCAUUGUAUAUAUUUGAUAUCAACUAUCGUAUAAAUUACUGGAAUCGAUCUGCUGAACGACUAUUUGGUUAUUCUGCUGAAGAAGCUCUUGGACAAGAUACCAUUGAGCUCUUAGCUGAUGCUCAGCAUUAUGGUGAUGCUGCUUACAUUAUAGACCUAGCGGUAAAAAUGGGUGAGAGUUGGACUGGACAGUUUCCAGUUAAGAAUAAGCAAGGAGAUGGAUUCUUAAUCAUUGUUACAACUAGCCCUUUUUAUGAUGAUGAAGGUACUUUUGUCGGAGUUAUUUCUGUAGCGAGUAAUGCGAGGGAUUUCCAAGAAACAGGGUUUGCAUCGAUGGAAGUGAGGCAAUUGGAACCUGAUGCAAGAUUUAGAGCCAGAACCCUUGCUUCUUCCAAACUUGGACUUGAUCCCCAGCAGCCCCUGCAAGUUACCAUUGCCUCCAAAAUUUCUAAUUUGGCCUCAAAGGCGAGCGACAAGGUUAAGUCAAAAAUAAAGACAGGAGACAGCAGCGUGCUUUAUGAAGGGGGGAGUGGAGAUAGUCAUUACUUUAGCCGUGCAUUUUCUGGUGCUGCUCUCUCAGAUCACAGGGAACAUGCAAAUUCAAUUGGAGCGAGUACGCGUUUGGGAGAUUUUCAUCCUUCUCCCGUUGGAUUAUUCUCUAAUCUUGCAAAAGAGGAACAUUCUCUGGGGAAACACUCAAGCUAUUCGGGGGAUGAGAGUGAGGGAAAACAAGGGAUUUGUAAGGCUAUCACCUUGAAGGCCGAGGCAUGGAUGGCGAGGAAGAGCUUACCAUGGCCAUGGAAAGGCAACAAUCGAGAUGUGUCAGAGACAGAGAGUACGAGACUUGUACGGGCUUGGCUAAACAAUAACCAUGAAAAUGAGAUAAAUUACAGUAACAGUUAUAAUGCAUUAAAACCAGACAAUCAGUUUAUUGAUACUAACUGGACAACCACCAAUGAAGCUUCGGGAUCAUGGUCUACUUCAUUUAAUGUCAACAGCACUAGCAGUCCCAGUAGCUGCGGAAGCACCAGCAGUAGUGAUGUUAAUAAGGUGGACAUGGAUACCGACUGCCUGGAUUACGAAAGCUUGUGGGAGGAUGUAACAAUUGGAGAAGGUACUUCAAAUUCCUUUUACAGUUUAAAUUGUCAAAAACAAGUCUAACAGUUACUCCAAACUUGAUCAUAGAAUUUUUGGAAUCAAGCUUAUGCGCUUAUAGCGUGGUACUGCAAUGGCUAAAUUCUGGCCUCUUGGUCCUAUCAUAUGGAUGAUGUCUAAGCCUACUCUAAACCAGUAUUGGUGUUGUUAAUUACAUGAGGUUUCUGACACUCGUCUUUCUAAUCAACGCUUGAAGACUAGAUCUUACUGGCUAUUUUUCUAGAGGGUCGCAUAGUGGUUGAUGUUGGUGCUGGUAGUGGCAUUUUGUCAUUAUAACAUUAUUUGCAGCUCAGAUGAUCUGUUUGUACCAAUGCAUCUUGUGCUUUUCGAUGAACGAUAUCAACCAUGGCAAAGCAUGUUUAUGCCAUAGAAGCUUCUGAAAUGGCCGAAUACGCCAGAAAACUGAUUGCUGGAAAUCCAUUACUGAAUGAAAGAAUUACAGCAAGUGUUCUUUUACUUGUUUAAGGCGACUCCACUUAGUAUGGGAUUGAGGAGGUAAUCAAAGGAAAGGUUGAAGAUGUAGAGUUACCUGAGAAAGCUGAUAUUUUGAUCUCUGAGCCAAUGGACAGCUGCAGCUUUUGCCAGAAACUGCAUUCUCAGAUGCAUAUAAGAUAAUCAUGAAAGAACUUUGAUAUUUUCCCGUGAUGGGGUUCAGUGCAUUUCAUUUACAAGUGACUAAUAAGUACCUACGACUUAAAGCAAUUUUGACUCACCUUUGCUGCUGCACUAAAGCUUCCCUUGUGCAAUUAUUUUACCUUAUUUUCGCACUAUAAUUUUCGACAAAGGGAUUUCAAUCUUCUCAACUGACAUGGUAUGCAACUUUACUGUUUCGUCCAACAACUCAUGUGGUUGUCGCCCGUCUUUCCAAGAAUUGGUGAAGAAACUUAACGAUUUGCAGAGGGAGUAUGUUAUUCAAGCCCCGACAGCAAGCAGCACUGCAGGACGUAGCAGCCAUAAGGAGUAUGUUAUCCAAGAAUUUGUGGCACACAUUUGAUCAGAAGAGAUUGAAAUUUGAAGCUCUGUACCAAGUGAAGACUGAAGACUCUAAAUAACAAUAGCCAGAAAGUUGCCUGCUCCCUAAAAAGUGUUUUAUUAGCCAUUUGUUGUGAUCAUUCUUCAUGUUUUAGACUCUCAUCUACUCUCUAGCCGAGGGUCUAUCGGAAAUAGCCUCUUUGGCCUACUCUCCCCCUACCCCACUUGUGAGAACUUACUGGGUUUUUUUUUGUUGUUGUUGUCGUCGUUGUUGUAUUCUUCAUGUUUUAGACUAGUAUUUUGUACUCCCAAGUGGAUUCUAAGCAUUUUUGUAAUUUUGUUAUAAGAGACAACUCCUAUAUAUGAAAGAAAUGAAUACAUUCAUUGUUAUUCCUAUA
Molecule: messenger RNA, 2960 nt
Organism: Nicotiana attenuata
Lineage: Eukaryota; Viridiplantae; Streptophyta; Magnoliopsida; Solanales; Solanaceae
Exons: 6
Coding region: 127-1596 (489 amino acids)
Biological process (GO): regulation of DNA-templated transcription
Source: RefSeq, a predicted model, not a curated record